Messenger RNA from Strongyloides ratti, 390 nucleotides. RefSeq lists its product as hypothetical. The record is from RefSeq and is a predicted model, not a curated record. The transcript is spliced from 3 exons. Bases 1 to 390 code for a protein of 129 amino acids. Lineage: Eukaryota; Metazoa; Nematoda; Chromadorea; Rhabditida; Strongyloididae.
AUGCAUUUUAUAAAAUAUUUAGCUAUCUUUGCCAUUUUCGCCAUUCAAUUCAGUUUACAAGAAGUUUCUUCUGAAGAUGAUUCAAAUCAAGUUGCAGUUCUAUCACAAGAAGAAAACAAUUUGCCUUUAAAACAAACUCAAACUGGAGGAAAAAGUUUAUUUAGUAGUUUCAAAAACAAGGUCAGUGAAAAAGCAAACGGAUUGAAAUCAAAAAUUGUUCAAGCUAAAGACAAAGUAAAAUUAGGAUUAGAGAAAGCCAAGAAUGAAGUAAAUAAAAGAGUUAGCAGCAGUCCUAAACUUCAAAAAAGCUUGAAUUUUGCAAACAAUUUAAAAGACAAAACUUUAAAUGCUGGAAAGAAAUUAAAAAAUAAAGUUUUAAAGUUUUUUUAA